UUAAUUAAGUUUUCAUGAAUUUGCUGCCGUAACAACAGGAACAUGUGAAAAGAUAAAAAUGCAAAUGCAUGCAGAAAUAGCAAAAUAAAACAACAGCUGACACAAGUCAUAUCUGUAGCUUCAAAAAUACUUGUUUAUAACCAAAAUGCCACUAAGGAACAGACGCACGAUAUGGAAUAAAGAACCAGUAGUCUGGUAUAUUGUCUAUCGAAAUAUUGAGUUGAGUUAUGGUAAAAAAGAGGAAACUCUAGAUGCGCAAGACGCCGACGAUGAAGUUCAGGAGAUGUGUGAUCAAUUCAAGGAAGAAGUAGCAAAAACAACAAAAAAAUCAAUUGUAAACAUGGAAGCAGAAUCUUUUGGAAUUCGUGUGGUUGACACUGGAAUCAACUUUUAUAUCAAGGCUAGUAUUUCUUCAAAAGAGUGUGUCCAUUUACGAGUUCAUCGACCGUUCAGUUAUCGAAAAGAAAAGUUAAGACUUGAAGCAGUGCUGGCAAAUCAAGGAAAACAGAAACAAUUAAAUUAUUUCUAAGCUUUAUUUUCAUUUAUACAUACAGUAACGAAAAAGUCAAAAUAUAUUUAUUGGCAAUCAUAUACAGACAAGCAGUUUGUUGCAUAAAAUAAAUAUAAAAGUAAAAAUUCAAUCAUGUAUAAUUUAUUAAAUUAAUUUUUUUGUCAUGUAUAACCAUGUUGGGAAGUUUAUCAAUGUAUAG
Xenia sp. Carnegie-2017 is the source of this 710-nucleotide messenger RNA. RefSeq names its product cystatin-B-like. The record is from RefSeq and is a predicted model, not a curated record. NCBI's taxonomy places the organism in Eukaryota, Metazoa, Cnidaria, Anthozoa, Malacalcyonacea, Xeniidae. The coding region runs from base 146 to 529 and encodes 127 amino acids. Gene Ontology annotation, molecular function: cysteine-type endopeptidase inhibitor activity. The transcript has 3 exons. Gene Ontology annotation, cellular component: cytosol.